Messenger RNA from Protopterus annectens (West African lungfish), 586 nucleotides. Its product is annotated as dynein axonemal intermediate chain 2-like. The record is from RefSeq and is a predicted model, not a curated record. The transcript is spliced from 3 exons. NCBI's taxonomy places the organism in Eukaryota, Metazoa, Chordata, Ceratodontiformes, Protopteridae. The annotation marks the transcript as partial.
AUGUUUGAAAGAGAAGCCAAACGUGAGAAGAUCCUGGAAGCUCGCCAUCGUGAAAUGCGUUUGAAAGAGAGAAGCAAAUCUGAACAAGGCAAGGAAGAAGACGUAAAGGAACCAGAGUCUGAGAUAAUUAGUGAAGAUCUUAUUGCCCAAGCAGAAAAAGAUUUCUUUGAGAUAAUUGAAGCAGAACGUAAGAAAAGAGAGCAUGAAGAAGCAAAGGCACUCGUUGAUAUAAAUAAGAAGGAAAUGUAUGAAGAAAACGAAGAUGUGAAAUUGAAAUAACUGCAGAGUUGGAUAAAUCCCAUGGAACCAAAAGAAGACUAUUAAUUUAUUCCAUUACUUGUGUUCUUUAAUUAUUUUUAUGCAAAAUGUAUUGCAUCAAGCACCUUUUUAAUAUUGGUAUUGCUACUUGUAUAUUACAAUGAAAUUUAAGGGAAAAGCACUCAAACUUUUGCUUUAUUGUUGAUGCAAGUGGUAAUGCAAACACAUUUUUAAUAUUGCACUGUAUUAAUUCUUCAGAUUAUUAGUCAUUGAAACACUUCAACUUUAAAACACAAGCUGAAGUUCUGAAACGUAUUAUUUUUCUCAA